GCCGCUGCCUCGGACGGAUGUGACGCACGCUGUUUUCCUGCUGACUGAUUUUUUUUCUAGUUGUGUAGGAGGAGGUAGAGUGGAAAAUGGCCGACGGUGUGGAUCAUAUUGAUAUCUAUGCGGAUGUGGAAGAGGAAUUUAAUCAGGAAGCAGAGUACAAUGUUCACGAACAGAUAGACCUAUACGACGAUGUCAUCUCCCCGUCUGCCAACAACGGCGAUGCUCCGGAAGACCGGGACUACCUAGACAACCUACCCCCAACUGUGGGGGGUGAAGGGGGCAAGGGCCCCCCUCCUAAUGUGGUCUAUACUUACACUGGGAAGAGAAUUGCCCUAUACAUUGGAAACCUCACAUGGUGGACAACUGAUGAAGAUUUGACUGAUGCCAUUCGUUCAGUGGGGAUAAAUGAUUUGCUGGAGAUUAAGUUUUUUGAAAACCGAGCUAAUGGGCAGUCUAAAGGGUUUGCUCUAGUCUGUGUGGGAUCCGAGGCCUCCUCAAGGAAACUGAUGGACCUGCUGUCCAAACGAGAGCUCCACGGACAGAAUCCUAUUGUCACGCCUUGCAACAAACAGACCCUCAGCCAGUUUGAGAUGCAGUCUCGGAAAAGUACGCAGUCAGGGCAGAUGUCCGGAGAGGGCAAGGCCGGCCCCCCAGGUAUAGGGCCCCGUGGUGGAUUUCCCCUGAGCAGAGGCCGGGGGCGCUUCCCCGGCAUGCCUGGCCCGGGUGGAGACCGCUUCCCUGGGCCGGUGGGUCCCGGAGGGCCUCCCCCACAUUUUCCAGGAGGCCUUCAAGGCCCACCACGACCUCCCCCAGGCCCACCAGGCCCCCCUGGUCCUCCCGGACCCCCUCCUCCAGGACAAGGUCUCCCACCACCCAUCUCUGGUCCCCCGAGUCGGGGUGAUCGUCCCCCUCCACCAGUGAUGUUCCCUGGCCAGUUUGGCCAACCCCCCAUGGGACCCAUUCCUCCUGGCCCCCCACCCCCGGUGCCGGGGUAUGGCCCCCCACCUGGUCCCCCUCCCCCACAGCAGGGACCUCCCCCACCUGGGCCUUUUCCUCCUCGCCCCAUUGCUCCGCCCUUAACCCUGGCUCCCCCACCGCACAUGCCUGGGCCCCCUCCUGGCGGCCCACCUCCAGCCCCCCACGUCAAUCCUGCUUUCUUCCCUCCCCCGGGAAACAGCAACAUGCCCUCUUCAGACAAUCGCGGCCCCCCUCCCAACGACCCCUAUGGGCGCCCGCCUCCCUAUGACAGAGGGGACUACGGUCCUGCUGGCAGAGAGAUGGAUGCUGCCCGGACCCCCCUCAGCGAGGCCGAGUUUGAGGAGAUCAUGAACCGAAACAGAGCCAUCUCCAGCAGCGCCAUCUCUAGGGCUGUCUCUGACGCCAGUGCAGGUGACUAUGGCAGCGCCAUCGAGACGCUGGUCACGGCCAUCUCCCUCAUUAAGCAGUCCAAGGUGUCGGCUGACGACCGCUGUAAAGUGCUCAUCAGCUCCCUGCAGGACUGCCUGCACGGCAUUGAGUCCAAGUCCUACGGCUCUGCCUCCAGAAGACGGGAGAGGUCCAGGGAGAGGGACCACAGCCGCUCCAGGGAGAAGAGUCGGCGGCACAAAUCGCGCAGCCGCGACCGGCAUGAGGAUUACUACCGCGAGCGCAGCCGGGAGCGCGAGAGGCACCGCGAGCGGGACAGGGACCGUGAGCGUGAUCGGGACCGUGAGAGGGAGUACCGCCACCGCUAGCACAGGUGUGUAUGCCGAUCUUCUGCCCCCUGCUUCCUUUGUUAUUGACCGCCUCUGUCCCACAGGAAAGGGGGGGUGCUCCCUGGGAGCUGCUGCAGGACACUGUGCGGUGUUCCUGGGGUGGCCGCAGGUAGGUCAGCACGGUGAGUAACUCUCUGUCACCGUUACCUUUAUCUAUUCAUGAAUGACUUUUAUUUGUUGUAUUGUCUAAUAAUUUGACACCAUCUGCUUUUGUUCCUCUAUUGUAUGUGUAUCACCCUGUCAUAAUGUAAUUUUUACUUUUUUUAACCUACAAAGAACAGUACUCCCUUAAGUACACACAUUGUAUAUCAAAUGACAUGGGAAUGAGUUUAAAGCAUAAAAUUUGUAAUGUUUUCAUGCAUUUGUUGAAUUAUUUCCAGUUUUUAUUUUAUUUUUGUUUUGUAAAAUUGGGGGUGUUAAUAAACGGUUGAAACAGGUUGUUAGACAGGUUGUGACUCUGUCACUGAGCACUGUUCUUCGUAUGGCAGCCUUGCCAUCCACAUGCCGUUUGAGGUGUAAGGUGUAAUCAGACCACAGUGUUUCCCUUCUAGCCAAAGCGUUUGUGUGCCUGUGUGUAUGUUGGUGGAAUGUUCCAAAUUACGCUGUAACCUGGGGGUAUCAUAUUCAAAAGACUGCAGAAAAUUAGCUCAUAAAAGCUUUGAGAGAAGCUAAAAAUCAAUUUUUCCAAGUUGUGUGCAACGGGACUGAAGGAAUUCUAGGUUAUUUUUUUCCUUUGGCAAUUUUUGUUUUUCCAGUGUUAGUUGCCUAUUUGUUAUACUUACUUGUAGUAUUCAAAUUGAUUCAAAUUGUGUGAAUGUUGGCAAUAGUUUAAAAAAAAAAUUAUGUUUAACAGGGUGUUACCUCAGUGUGGACUGUAACUUCAGAUUAAUUGCCCCUUUGUCAGUUCACUGUUUCCCUGAAUGUUUUCCUGCUUUUAUCAGUCAUGGGAGUUUGAUGUCAUGGACAUAGUUAUGUUUUGUUUAGUUUAACUGUCUUAAUUUUUCAAUCACAAUUAAAAUUUGUGAAGAAUCAUGUGAAGGGAGUGGAGAUUAAAUUUAAUCAACUUCUUGUCUUCUCUGCCAAGAUAUUUGUCUGUAGAAUAUGGCUGUUAAAUUUCCUGCUUUUUUAAAAUUUUGGGGGGGAAAAGCUCAGCCUAGCAGUCGGCUGGAGUAUGGUUAUUCACUUUUGAUUGACAUCAUGAUAAAGUUGCGUGCUUUUUGGGCACAGUAGGCCCGGUGAUUUUGAAGGAUUCCAGGGGUACUGUAUCAGGGCUGCUCAGUUACGGCGGCCCUGGAGGGAAGGGGGGCGGGGGCGGUCAGCAAAGAUAAAUACCAGCAUCAGCAGUUUUACCUUGGAUGGGUAACUCCCUCCCUGAGACUGUAGUGGUGCGCCAUGGGCUGGGAAACCGUAAUUGAGUAGCCCUGUACCUCUCGCAUGCGCACAUACCCACACAUAAUCUGUACGAUGUUCCUGUAAAGGCGUAGGCCCGCUUGCUUUGACUGUCUAAUCCCUUUAUCCUGCUGACUGCAAACCAAUGAGCUGUGAAUUCCUACAUGCUGUGUACAGGCACCAGACAACCAGCCUGCAUGCCCCUGCAGCAUAUGGGGGAGAGACAAUGUUGCGGGUCCAUUUCAAAACUGUUAUCUGUUUGGUUGAUUCUGCCCAUUUAAAAGCGCCUUUGCAAUUGGCACAGUCUGACCUUUUACAUCGUUUCAUCACCUUGUACUUAAAGAUUAUCAUGUAACUUAAUUUUUUUCGAGGAACCAGAAAUUGGUUAAUGAAUUAUGUAGAGAAUUGUGGGCAUAGAUAUUUAUCAUCAGUUUUACUGAAUGUGUCCAGGGUGCAGGUAAUGCAGCAGCACUUUCUCUUUAUACAUUUUCAGUGUCACUGUCCUACAGAGAGAUUUGCACUGAUUGUCUUGAGUGUAUGUGGGUGGGGGAGUGAUGUGUAUUGGGUAAAUUGUGUUCAUAGGUGACCUUGAGAGCAUAGUAAUGUUAAAUAUGUUGUGGGAUAUAUUAUUUGUGUGUGUGCAUUUUACAUAACAUUUCCACCUUAAAGAAAUUUAUCUCUAGCUUUUUUUAGGGAACAUUGAAUAAAUUUGAUAUAUAUAAAAAAUACAUUUGGCUGUUCUUAUACUCAAUGUUCUGUUUUUUGUUUUAUUCUUUUAAAAAAAAAAAAGUUUUUUUCUUUACAUGUCUUAAAAUGAAAGGAAAUUCACUGUGGCUUUUCAAGUUUAAGCCAGAAAGUCUGUGAUGCACAUAUCCUGUGGAGCACUGCUGUUAACUCUUUCCAAGGAUUAUGUCCCAAGUCUGGGUACUGUAUACAUAGGUCAGUAUAGCAGCCUGGGUAGCUAGGGCAUGAGGCACUGUCAUUGCACUGAAACCCCCUGUGUAUUAUUGGUUCAAUCUUCUGAAUUUCUUAUGAAAAGUAAUUUUUCUGUAUUCUGUCUGUUCUGUCUACAGCUUGUCUUCUGGUGAGGGGGGGUUUAAUGCCUUUUUCCACAUCUUAAAGUUAGCGCAGCUUAAAUUAUUGUCUGUUCAUUUUAGCCUUUCAGGUAUGGUUGUGCACUGAAUAAAUCGCUACAUUCCUCCACUUUGUCUUUAGGUGUUCAUAGGUGAUCUACUGGACUUCGAGAUUGUAGUACUGGCCUUAUAUAUUUAACUUAUUUCUCAGAGAUUUUAACUGCAUAUGGUGGUUGACAGCACACUAGCAUUCUGAAACCGGGUCAGUCCCCUUUAACAGGGAGGAUUAAAAAAAACAACAAAAAAAAAACCACAUUGAUCCAUAGUCUUGAAACUGGAUGUUUUGGAUGAAGGGAAUAUAGCCUGCAGUGUGCUGGCUCUGUGACUGGGGGGGGGGGGCUCCACGGCAUGUCAAGUCGUUUAGCCCAAAGGAAAUCAUUAAACAUUUCUUUCUUUGAUUCUUUCCAACUUUGCACUAGGUAAAUGAUGUCCUUGUCACCAGCUCAAAAAGGGCAAGGCAGUCAGGGUGCUGGGGAGGGGUCUGAUUCUGCUCACUUCCAUCAUCCCUGUUGUAUUUUCGUGUUUGGCUUUCCAGUUAUUCCAGAUUCAGCACAUUAACACUUUAAGUUCCUCUGUCCUACUGUUGUUCUUGAUGAUAUGGGCCUUUUUACCUGGUGUCUAAGUUGGAGUCGUGUCCAGGUAUUGUGUGUACUGCUGGUUGAACCUCCUGUUGGCCAAGUCCUGUGUUCUGUGUUAAAACACACGACCGCAAUCUUUCUCACUAAUGUUAAAUAUGUAAGGAUUCAUAACUGUGCCGUCUCCCAGGCUGCAUGUAUAUGUCUAGAAUGGCCUCCUGAGGCUGUGACUGACAUCUUCAAGGUGUGUAUGUGUAUAUAUCUAUAUAUAUAUAUAAAUAUAGACACAGCCCCCUUUCACCUGUUUUGUGCCCCUUGGCAGCCUUAGGUCGGCUCCCAGCCAAUUCUGUUCUCUGCUAUGCUCUUCAGCUGUUUUAAAUACCCUGUUUUAAUACAGUCUCAUUUUGAAAACUUUGAUACUUUAAGUCCAGAAAUGUUCACAUUCUGAAAUUUAUUACCAUAUUUCUCAUGAAUUGACUGAUUCAGAGGGAAAACUUUGACUGUUAAAUGUUUUCAAAUUUGAUUACUCCUGGAUCUAUUUUAAAAUGUCAAAUGAACCUGCUGGAAUUUGCUGACCAGUCACUGUCAUUUGGGCUUUACUGAACUUGUUCAGCUUGGCUGUGUUAUCAGCGUGUUUUCCCUCCAUGUUCAGUGCAGAUGUAUCCUGUAAAGUGAACGCAGCCAGAUCAGGGUAACCUCAGCGGGCCUGACUGAACUUGCCACUUAACUUGUGGCAUUGCUCCUGUAUGGCACCUGAGACUUGGUAGUGUCCCCCUGUGUCCUGUGAACAUUUUGCUCCUCUUAUACUGGUUGUCUGUAGUAAUUUCUGUUGAAAUGUGAUGUAUUUCACUGCAGCUGUGUUGCCUGUGAUUUUUAGCAUAAAUUUAUCUGGGAUUAAAGUAGCUAUACCAACUCUUAGAGGUGACGUGUUCAUGACGUAUGUCUGCUCUUGUGCUGCUUACUGUGGGGAGGAACUAGGGUGUUUCAGUCUGAAGGUCACCGGUAUCGUCCGAGGUUCAGCAGGCGUCUGCAUGUUGUGUCUGCUUCCCUUCUCCUCCUCUGUGUGUAGAUAGAAAUAUGUACAUUGCUGGGCUGCACAAACCAAACUCCACCCUUCGUUUUGACACAUUACAGCUGAAGGAAGAGGAUUGGGACAGCAGGUCACGCCUGGGCGCUUCAGGAAUAGACUGCUCUUGGCCGUUCUUCGUCUGCCUGCACGUGGAUGGACUGGCUCGCAGUCUGCAUGGCUGUGUGAGACAACUGUAGAGUAAAACUCUUACGAAUGGUAAACAAAAUGAGAUGUUUUUUAUGUUACUUUGUUUUUUUUUAUUAUAAAACCUGUGUGAUUUAAAACGUACAGCUUUCCAUAAGUUGCCUAUUCUAUAAAAAUAAACCUUCGACAGCUUCAAUGUGUAUUGUCAGUAGAAAUAUUUUAUAGCGCCCUCCCCCAUUCCUGCUCAUAGUGUUUUCUUUUGUUGAUGUCUGUAAAUGUCACAACUUUUGAUUAUUAAAUAUAGAUUUAGUGUUGUAAUAAAACAUUUACUGGGACUGGUACUUGUUAA
Molecule: messenger RNA, 6413 nt
Organism: Paramormyrops kingsleyae
Lineage: Eukaryota; Metazoa; Chordata; Actinopteri; Osteoglossiformes; Mormyridae
Product: cleavage and polyadenylation specificity factor subunit 6
Molecular function (GO): RNA binding
Source: RefSeq, a predicted model, not a curated record